UAACUGUUGGUUCGACUUCGUGCAGUCUUUUUAUCGUUUAUUUGCUACUUCCUGAUUAAUACUUUUGAGAUGAGUAAUUAACAAACAGAACAUGGAUCGAAAUAAUCGACAAUCUUCCGAUUUAUCUGGGAGUUCGUUGGGUAACGACAGACUUGAAAACGUUUUAGGAAGUUUCGAUGAUGAAGAGUCUCCUAUAGUCGAAGGUAGCAAUUUGCGCUUUUCUCGAAGUGUUCAGAACGAUUGUUUUCUCGAAGAGGCUGCUCUGGCACAGUACGAUGAUUUUAACACCAUCGAUUGGGUGCGUGAUCGGCAGAGAGAACGCAAACGAUUUCGUGAAAUGCGAAGGAUGAAGAGAGGGAGCUGGUGGGAGCGAAUCGUUCAAGCAAAUGAUGCAUGGGCUGGUUGGCUCGUAGUUCUUCUUGUCGGUUUAUCAGCCGGAAUGUGUGCCGGAAUAAUAGACAUUGGAACUACCUGGAUGACAGAUUUAAAGCUUGGGUUUUGCCCCGAUAAUCUCUGGUUCAAUCAAGAAUCUUGUUGUUGGUCAGACAGUACUAAUUUUGAAGGAACGGGUUGUAGUCAAUGGGAGUCGUGGUCGAGCUUGUUUCAUAUCUCGGAGAAAGGAGCCGCAGCCUAUGUUGUUAACUAUAUUUUCUAUAUUGUUGUGUCUUUAUUCUUUGGUCUUCUCGCUGUUACACUUGUUCGUUGGUUUGCGCCUUACGCUUGUGGAAGUGGUAUCCCCGAGAUCAAGACCAUUUUAAGUGGUUUCAUCAUUCGUGGUUACCUUGGUCGCUGGACACUUGUUAUCAAGUCACUGUCCAUGAUGCUUGCCGUGGCUGCAGGUCUAAGCUUAGGAAAAGAGGGCCCUCUUGUUCAUGUGGCAAGUUGUUGUGGGAACUUUUUCUCCUAUGUGUUUACAAAAUAUCACAAGAAUGAAGCUAAGAAAAGAGAGUUGCUGUCAGCUGCUGCAGCAGCUGGUGUUUCUGUGGCAUUUGGUGCCCCCAUUGGUGGUGUUCUAUUCAGUUUGGAAGAGGUCAGCUAUUACUUCCCAAUGAAGACAUUGUGGAGAUCUUUCUUCUGUGCCAUGAUUGCUGCCUUUACACUGAAGUACAUGAAUCCAUUUGGAACUGGUCAUUUAGUGAUGUUCUAUGUUGAAUAUGACAACCCUUGGAAGUUGUUUGAACUUGUUCCAUUCAUAUUCUUAGGUGCUCUUGGGGGAUUGGUUGGUGCUUUCUUUAUCAAAGCCAACUUGUGGUAUUGUAAACUCAGGAAAACUUCAAAACUGGGGAGAUAUCCUCUAGUAGAAGUUGUACUUGUGACCCUUGUGACCGCAGUGUUAGCUUACCCUAAUCCAUAUUCUAGGCAAAGCAGUAGUGUUCUCAUCAAACAUCUGUUCAGUCAGUGGGGCCCUGAUGAUUCGUCAGAACUAUGUGACUACCAAACUGAAAGUUUGAAUUCCACACUGAAUGUUAAUGAUCCCAAUUGGCCUGGAGCUGCGGCAGGGGAUGGUGUUCACAAAGCCAUUUGGCAGCUGAUUUUAGCCAUGAUUUUCAAGAUUAUCAUCACAAUCUUCACAUUUGGAAUAAAGGUUCCGGCUGGACUGUUUAUUCCAAGCAUGGCAAUUGGAGCUUGUAUGGGAAGGGUUCUCGGUAUUGGGAUGGAGCAACUUGCCUUCCACAAUCCACACUGGUACAUGUUUGAGUCAUCUUGUGGUAAUUCAAUAGCAUCUUGUAUUACACCUGGAUUGUAUGCAAUGGUAGGAGCUGCGGCAGUUCUGGGUGGGGUCACAAAGAUGACAGUUUCCUUGGUGGUGAUUAUGUUUGAGCUGACUGGGGGACUUGUGUACAUUGUACCCCUGAUGGUGGCCAUCAUGACAAGUAAAUGGGUUGGUGAUGCAUUUGUGAAGGAAGGAAUUUAUGAGGGUCAUAUUCACCUCAAUGGCUACCCGUUUCUGGACAACAAAGAAGAAUUCACACACACAACUCUUGCAGCUGAUGUUAUGAGACCAAGGUAGUAAAGUCCUGGUAAAGCCUGCUGGCAAACCUGUUGGGCUGGUGCUUAAAUCUGGUUCCCAUAGCAUGAAGCAGAGGCGGAUCCAGGAAUUUUUGAUUGGGGGGGUCCAAACUUUGGUUCAGAAAGGACUGUUGGACUCUUUUGAGGC
Stylophora pistillata is the source of this 2158-nucleotide messenger RNA. RefSeq names its product H(+)/Cl(-) exchange transporter 5. The record is from RefSeq and is a predicted model, not a curated record. Gene Ontology annotation, cellular component: Golgi apparatus; plasma membrane; early endosome. NCBI's taxonomy places the organism in Eukaryota, Metazoa, Cnidaria, Anthozoa, Scleractinia, Pocilloporidae. Gene Ontology annotation, molecular function: voltage-gated chloride channel activity. Gene Ontology annotation, biological process: transmembrane transport; chloride transport.